This is a messenger RNA of Telopea speciosissima, 2121 nucleotides long. RefSeq names its product probable metal-nicotianamine transporter YSL7. Gene Ontology annotation, cellular component: membrane. The record is from RefSeq and is a predicted model, not a curated record. NCBI's taxonomy places the organism in Eukaryota, Viridiplantae, Streptophyta, Magnoliopsida, Proteales, Proteaceae. The transcript is spliced from 6 exons. Gene Ontology annotation, molecular function: oligopeptide transmembrane transporter activity. The coding region runs from base 187 to 2070 and encodes 627 amino acids.
CAACUAGUGAAUCGUCAGGGAUCAAAGAAGAAGAAGAAGGAAGAAGAAGAAGAAGAAGAAGAAGAAGUAGAGCUCAGUGUGGAACAAAUCUUUGAGAACAAGAAGGUGCCUUCAUGGAGAGAACAGCUGACCUUGAGAGCUUUCGUGGUGGCAUUUUUUCUUUCAGUCCUCUUCAGCUUCAUUGUCAUGAAACUCAACCUCACCUCAGGUAUCAUACCUUCCCUCAAUGUCUCUGCUGGGCUUUUGGGGUUCUUCUUUGUGAAGACAUGGACAAAGUUCCUGGAGAAGACUGGUUGGCUCAAAGUACCCUUCACAAGGCAAGAGAACACUGUCAUCCAGACCUGUGUCGUUGCAAGCGCUGGGAUAGCUUUCAGUGGAGGUUUUGGGAGUUACCUCUUUGGAAUGAGUAGUGUUGUAGCGAACCAAGAAACAAAUUUUACAGAUGCUCUAAAUGUCAAGAAUCCACAACCUGCAUGGAUGAUUGGGUUUCUCUUUGUUGUUAGUUUCAUUGGGCUCUUCUCUGUGGUGCCUCUUCGGAAGAUCAUGAUCAUUGACUUUAGACUAACCUACCCAAGUGGCACUGCAACUGCACACCUUAUAAACAGCUUCCACACUCCUGAAGGAGCCAAAGUUGCCAAGAAACAAGUCAAGACAUUGGGCAAGUUCUUCUCUUUCAGCUUCUUGUGGGGUUUCUUUCAAUGGUUUUUCACUGCAGGGAAUAAUUGUGGAUUUACAGCCUUCCCUACAUUUGGUCUCCAAGCCUUUAACAAGUCGUUUUACUUCGAUUUUUCGGCGACUUUUGUUGGGGUUGGAAUGAUAUGUCCACACAUCAUAAAUGUAUCUGUGUUAGUUGGAUCAAUUCUUUCAUGGGGUAUUAUGUGGCCUCUUAUAGGUAAUAAAGCAGGUGUUUGGUAUUCUGCAAGCCUUCCAUCUAGCAGUCUCAGUGGCCUACAAGGUUACAAGGUUUUCAUUUCAAUUGCCAUGAUCCUAGGAGAUGGUUUAUACAACUUUGUGAAGGUUUUGAGCCGAACAAUCAUCAGCUUAUCUCAAGAAAUUCGUAUUAAAAGAAAAGAUGUUCUCCCUGUUGCUGAUCAAAACUUACCUGCAAGCCCACUUCCCUCUUAUGAUGAUGAACGAAGAACCAAACUCUUCCUCAAAGACCAAAUUCCAAUCUGGUUUGCAUUAGGAGGCUAUGUUACUAUUGCUAUUCUAGCCAUUAUUAUAGUUCCACUCUUCUUCCCUCCACUCAAGUGGUACUAUAUCUUGGUCAUCUACAUUGUUGCACCAGUUCUAGCCUUUUGUAAUGCUUAUGGGUGUGGGCUCACAGAUUGGUCCCUAGCCUCCACAUAUGGAACACUUGCUAUCUUUACAAUUGGUGCAUGGGCUGGGGCAUCAAAUGGAGGGGUUCUAGCAGGUCUUGCAGCUUGUGGUGUGAUGAUGAACAUUGUCUCCACAGCAUCUGAUCUCUCACAGGAUUUCAAGACAGGGUACCUGACCUUAGCUUCACCAAGGUCAAUGUUUGUAAGCCAAGUGAUUGGGACUGCAAUGGGUUGUCUUAUCUCCCCUUGUGUCUUCUGGAUCUUCUACAAGGCUUUCCCUGAUCUGGGUCUACCUGGGUCACAAUACCCUGCCCCUUAUGCAACAGUAUUUCGCAGCAUGGCUAUGUUAGGUGUUGAAGGGUUCUCAUCUCUUCCAAGCCAUUGCCUUCAAUUUUGUUAUGGGUUCUUUUUUGCAUCAAUUUUGAUAAAUGCAAUAAGAGAUUCUGUAGGAAAGAAGUGGGCCCAGUAUUUUCCACUCCCAAUGGCUAUGGCAAUACCAUUCUACAUUGGGUCUUACUUUGGAAUUGACAUGUGUGUAGGAAGUUUGAUAUUAUUUGUGUGGCAAAAGCUAAACAGGGCCAAAGCAGAUGCAUUUGGGCCUGCAGUUGCUUCUGGUUUGAUAUGUGGUGAUGGGAUAUGGACUUUGCCUAGUUCAGUACUUGCUUUGGCUAAGGUGAAUCCACCCAUUUGCAUGAAGUUUCUGGAUAGUGCAACAAAUGCUAGAGUUGAUGCUUUCUUAUUGGGGUCUUAAGACUACCCUUUGUUAAACUGUGAGUGUUGUAACACUAUUGGAUAAUAAUGG